AUGGCUAUGGACGCUCGCUUGGCUGAAGAGGAGAUGCCGGUUAUUUGGACCAACAAGGUCUGGGACGGCGAUCCUGGCGGAGAUGUCGCUCUUCACUUUGAGGGCCGCUCGUGGAUGGUCAAGAAGGAUAUUGUUACUGCCCACUUCCCGGGGAUCAAGGCUUCCAUAGCCAGGACUGAACCGGUGAGCGCGGCAGGCAACAGCCCCUCCUUCUUCAGUUACGUCAAAAUGUACUUCCUGGCCGAGCGCUUUGGCAUCGACCGCCUCCGGCGUGGUAUGACAGCGGGCGUUGAGAGUCUCUCGCAACAUGUAGCGGCGCUGGCGGCCCACCACUGCCCGCACUGCCGCCUCUCAAGGGCUGAGGUAGACUCGGAGGAGAAGCGCCACCUCGCGUCGUUUCUCGAUGCCGUCCGGUUGGUGGAGGCACAGCCGUGGAGCGCGCGCAUUGUCAAAGCCAUGUACGAUGCAGGCGACCGUAUGAAGGCUAAUUUGGCAAGACUUCCCGCGUUUCGUGAGUUUGUGGAGAAGUUUCCCGAAGGGAGGAACUUUGCGAGGGCUAUCGGGGCACAUCGCCUUUGA
Messenger RNA from Thermothelomyces thermophilus ATCC 42464, 579 nucleotides. RefSeq lists its product as uncharacterized. The transcript is spliced from 2 exons. NCBI's taxonomy places the organism in Eukaryota, Fungi, Ascomycota, Sordariomycetes, Sordariales, Chaetomiaceae. The coding region runs from base 1 to 579 and encodes 192 amino acids. The record is from RefSeq and is a predicted model, not a curated record.